AUGGGCUCUCUAAGGUCAUUCAUCAAGGCAGUCCGUAAAGCCAAGACGAUUGCUGAUGAACGUGCAGUGAUCCAAAAGGAAUCAGCGGCAAUUAGAACUUCGUUCAGAGAUGUCGGUCUUGACCAAACAACAAGGCGAAUCAAUAUAUCCAAGUUGUUGUACUUGUAUAUCAUGGGAGAAAAGACUCACUUUGGUCAGGUGGAGUGUCUUAAGCUACUUGCAUCUCCUAGGUUUGCUGAUAAGCGAUUGGGAUACUUGGCGUGCAUGUUGAUUUUGGAUGAAAAUCAAGAGGUUUUAACCUUGUUGACAAAUUCAUUGGAUAAUGACAUGCAGCACCAUAAUGCAUACAUUGUUGCAUUGGCGCUCUGCUGUCUUGGAAACAUUGCAUCUCCAGAAUUGGCUCGUGACUUGUAUACCAAUGUGGAAACCAUCCUCGACUCCAAAAACAACUUUUUGAGAAAAAAGGCCUGUAUCGUUGCCGCAAAAUUGGUGGAGAAAGAGCCUGACUUGUCAGAAUUCUUUUUACCAAAAGCAUUGGACUUGAUCAAUGAAAAAAAUUCAUCGGUGUUGUUGGGUACAUUGAGAUUGAUUGAAGCUUUGUAUUAUGUCUCAAAUGAAAAUCGACCAGCUUUGACAAAGGCUAUUCCCAAGAUUGUUGGUCAUUUGAAAAGAGUAACAACGAUGGGCUAUCAACCAGAUUACGAUGUUAUGGGUACGACCGAUCCAUUUUUGCAAGUUAGCUUGUUGUCGGGUAUUAGGACAUUGGCCAUUGAUUUACCAUUUUCCGAAGAGAUUAACGAUAUCUUAACACAGGUUGUGUCAAAUUUGGAUAGUGGCAAAAACGCUGCCAAUGCAAUUUUGUACGAAUGCGUCAAGACGAUAUUCGCAAUUCAAUCUGAUCAAUCGCUCAAGAUUUUGGGAGUUAAUAUUUUGGGUAAAUUCCUCGCUACAAAGGACAACAAUACACGUUAUGUUGCUUUGGAUACCUUGUUGAGUAUUGUGAAUAUUGAACCUUUGGCCGUUCAAAGACACAGAUCGACAAUUGUCAACUGUUUAACCGAUGGCGAUAUCUCCAUCAGGAGAAGAGCUUUGGAAUUGUCGUUUGGUAUUAUAAACGAACAGAAUAUAAGAGUAUUGGCUAGAGAAAUUCUCACCUUUCUAGAAGAGUGUUCCGAUCAAGAGUUGAAGUCAUAUGUCACUUCACAAUUGACUAUAGCCGCCAGCAAGUUUUCACCAAAUGACAAAUGGCAUUAUGAUACGUUGAUCAGGACACUCAAGGCAGGAGGCAACGCCUUGACACCAGAUAUCACUUCCAAUAUACUUGCUUUGAUAUUACAAUGCAAUGACCAAGAAUUGAAAAAGCAUGUUGUUCUGAGGUUGUUUGCCUCUUGUUUGGAAGAUGAAAACCAAUUUGCAUUGGCGUUAGUGACGACCUGGACUUUGGGUGAAUAUGGUGAUUUGAUAUUAGGUACGCUGGUUGAAGCAGGUGAGAAAUCAGAACAAGUUACUGAAGGACGGAUUGUUGACUUGUUUGAACAAUUGCUUGAUAAUUCAACCUACUCGGCGCAAGAGCUUUUGCAAUUGACCGCAUAUGUAUUAACAUCAACGUUGAAGUUGUCGGUCAAAUUCAAAAACUCACUGGUGAUAGAACACUUGAGGCGAAUCAUCAACUCCAAAACAUACGACUCGAAUUUGGAAAUACAAAUUAGAGCAGUAGAGUAUCAGGAGAUUUUUGGCCAAGAUGCAGCAUUGAAACGCGGUUUACUUGGAAAAAUGCCGGCACCACCGGUCAAGGAGCGUGAAUCGUUGAAACUACACAAGACAAGCAAUCAUCAUAAGAGGAACGAAGGUGGUGGUAGUGGGACUGCUUCUGCAGCUAUUUCAACAAACUCCACCCAGGAUGAUUUAUUGUUGGACUUGAUUGAGAAUGAUGAUGCACCAGGGACAGCUAGUAAUGAUAUACUAUCGGAUAUAUUUGGCGAUAGCAAUCCCAAGAGCCAAAGCUCGAAUAACUUUAAUGGUGCUAGUGCAAAUGAGAUUGUUGCGUUUGAGAAUGCAAAUGUAAAAGUCUCAUUCGUACCAAAACAGUUCAUUACAGGAGAUGCCAUCGUUGAAGCAAUCAUUGUUUCCAAAUCAUCAACCAAGAUCGAUCAAUUCCAACUUUUAAUAGCAGUUCCAAAAACACAAAAGCUAAACAUCACAUCGACUUCUGGUGGUGACACUUUGAUAUCCAGACAGAGCCAAAUUCGCCAAGUGUUGAAAGUUUCGGGCAAACCAGGAUCCAAGUUGAAACUUAGAAUCAAGCUCAAGUACAGGCUAGAAGGGGAUGCUAUCGUUGAGGAUCAAUUUGAUUUUGCUGGGUUUAAGGAAUCGUUGUAG
Lodderomyces margitis is the source of this 2379-nucleotide messenger RNA. It is a transcript of the gene APL4, whose product is annotated as Apl4p. The transcript has a single exon. Gene Ontology annotation, molecular function: clathrin-cargo adaptor activity. Bases 1 to 2379 code for a protein of 792 amino acids. Gene Ontology annotation, biological process: Golgi to vacuole transport; receptor-mediated endocytosis; intracellular protein transport. Lineage: Eukaryota; Fungi; Ascomycota; Pichiomycetes; Serinales; Debaryomycetaceae. The record is from RefSeq and is a predicted model, not a curated record. Gene Ontology annotation, cellular component: Golgi apparatus; AP-1 adaptor complex; membrane coat.